Molecule: messenger RNA, 397 nt
Organism: Rubroshorea leprosula
Lineage: Eukaryota; Viridiplantae; Streptophyta; Magnoliopsida; Malvales; Dipterocarpaceae
Source: the annotation of a GenBank genome assembly
GCCACAGCAGCUAGAGCUUUGUAAUCGACCAUGGAAAUCGAUUGCGAUGAACGGCAAAAACACGAAGAUGAUCCGUUUCUAGCGUUUGUAGAGUACGCGAGGUCGAUGCUAUCGCCGGAGGAGGAGGAAGAAGGAGAAGGAGACGAGGAAGGUUACGAUCGGAGCAGGCCAGGGUGGAGCUGGAUCGCGUCUCAGAUCCUCAAGACUUGUGUUGCUUACUCCAGCGGAGUAACUUAUGCUAUUUUGCUCUCCGAUGUGUCUCACGUAUGUUGCUCUUUUAGUCUCCGAUUGUGCUCCGUUUGGUUCGUCAGAAAAUGCGGAUAAGAAGCAUGGAAUGAGCAACAUAGAGCAGGUGCUCCUAAGAGAAGGCCAGAGUGUAUAAAUCAAUUGAAAAAGA